Fomitiporia mediterranea MF3/22 is the source of this 3635-nucleotide messenger RNA. RefSeq names its product MFS general substrate transporter. The record is from RefSeq and is a predicted model, not a curated record. Gene Ontology annotation, molecular function: transmembrane transporter activity. The coding region runs from base 1 to 3585 and encodes 1194 amino acids. The transcript has 30 exons. Gene Ontology annotation, cellular component: membrane. Lineage: Eukaryota; Fungi; Basidiomycota; Agaricomycetes; Hymenochaetales; Hymenochaetaceae. Gene Ontology annotation, biological process: transmembrane transport.
AUGAGCACCACCAAAAGCAACACAGCCUUUACAAAGGACGGCUCCGAGACAAAACACGAAGCUGUUGUACAGGAGGAACAUGUCGUUUUCCACGACAAUGUUAUUUUCAAUGGCGAGGAGAAGAACCAAGUGGUUUCCGACGAACGAAGGCUCGUCCGGAAACUCGACAAGCGCAUUCUACCAAUCGUCUGCGCAAUGUAUCUUUUUGCUUGUACGCUACGGCUAGUCGUACCAUUUCAAAAGAGCCCACUCAAUAACCUUGGCUCUUUUAUUCUAACAGUCUUGGAUCGAACAAAUCCGGGAAAUGCACGUCUUCAAGGACUCCCAGAAGAUGUCCUCCACGGAGAUCGAACGGGAACUCUAUACGAUUGGAUUUUUUCCUCGGUCUAUUACAAGUUCCCGCAGUUGUGGCGUCAAAGCUUUUCCCACCUCGACUAUGGCUCGGAGUGGCUGGUAUCGGAUGGGGAACAUUCCACCGGGUUCAACUUCACGGGCCUGAUGCUUGCUCGUAUUUGCCUCGGAGCAUUCGAGACUGGUUUCAGUCCUGGAAUUCCUCUUUAUUUGUCCUACUUUUAUACCAAACGAGAAAUCGGUCUACGCUUAGCAUACUACCAAAGUUUUGCUGCAGCCUCUGGCGCAUUGGGUGGACUAAUUGCAUUCGGAAUCCAACAUGCUCGCGCAACCGUUGCAAGCUGGCGCCUUCUGUUCAUUGGAAUACCCUCGGUGCUAAUGGGAGUCAUAGCCUUGUUUUUCCUACCCGACAGACCGGAGAUGACACGAUUCUUCAAUGACACCGAAAGAAAGAUCGCAAUGGACCGUAGGAAUCGGGCCAUUAGUAGUGACAAUGGUUUUGUGAUAAAUAAGAGUACGCAUAUAUUCCUUUCCUUUCCUUCGUCGGUCGGAAUGUUAAGUGGUAUUGACCGCUUAGCGCAUAUCUGGGCUGCUUUGAAGGACUGGAGAGUGUAUAUCGGUGGUGUGGUUUAUUUCGGCCUUAACUGUGCUGUUACAUCAAUUUCCGCUUUUCUGCCUACCAUCAUCAAAACGUUCGGAGUCUCGGACGCGGUCGCUCAAUUACUAACGGUCCCACCUUACGCUGUUGCAGUGGUCUUACUGAUCCUUAUGUGCUAUGUUUCUGAUCGCACCCAGCAUAGAGGGCUUUUCUUGUCUGCGGCAAGUGCCCUUAGCGCAAUCGGAUUUCUGAUUCUUCUGAUAGUCCGGACGGACAAGCGCGUGCGCUAUUUCGCUGUCUUCUGCAUCACUGCUGGGACGCACGCGGCGAUUGGGAUCAUCCUGGCAUGGUACGCUCACAACCUGGGUUCAGAGACAAAACGUGCAACAGGCAUGCCGAUGUUUAUGACGGCAGGACAGUGUGGAAGCAUACUCGGAUCGCAUAUAUUCCCUUCUACGGAAGGGCCUGAGUACAUAAAAGGAUUUGCCGUGACUGGCGCACUCGAACUCGUUUCGGUCCUGGGUACACUCAUUCUAUCAUACUCAUACUUCUCGGACAAUCGCCGUCGCGAUCAGCUGCACGGGAUACCAGAGCCUGAGGAAAGGGUAGAUACGAGCGAGCUGGCUGAUAAAAUCAGCCAAGGGAAAUCCAAUACCUUAGGUGACUUUUCUCUGGAACCUGCAUCUGGACAUGGUGCAAUCAAUGUCUUCUUAAGAGAUCAACCAGAUUAUUGUUGGCCUGUUGGCGCGCACAAUCUCGGAUCGGAGACAAAGCACGCAACAAGUAUUCCACUGUUCAUGACCAUCUGCCAAUAUAGGAGUAUCCUCGGUUCACAGGUAUUCCCGUCGACAGAAGGCCCACUAUGCAUGCGAGGGUUCGCUGUGACCCGUGGACUUGAAUUCCUUACCACCUUCCGUGCCUUCGUCUUGUCGAUUUCAUACCUCAUAAUCGUCGACGUGAUCACCUCUACGGAAAAUCGGCCAAUGAGGUGCACCGAUCAUGCUUGCUUGUUGGCUUACACGACUCGUUCUCUUACUGCUAUGAGCACCACCGAAAGCAACACAGGCUUUGCAAAGGGCUUCGAGACGAAAGAAGUGGCCAUUAUAGAGGAGGAGAUUGUCGCUUAUCACGAUAACGUUGUUUUCAAUUGCGAUGAGAAGAACCAAGAGGUCUCUGACGAACGACGGCUCGUCCGAAAACUCGAUAGGUGUAUACUACCGAUCCCUGUUAACAAGCUCGAAUCUCUUAUUAUGACAGUUUUGGAUCGAGCAAAUCCAGGAAAUGCACGACUUCAAGGACUCCCAGAAGAUGUUCUCCACGGAGAUCGAACGGGAACUCUAUACGAUUGGAUUUUUUCCUCGUAUUUCUUUUCAUAUGGUCUGUUCCAGAUUCCCGCAGUUGUGGUAUCAAAGCUUUUCCCACCUCGACUAUGGCUCGGAGUGGCUGGUAUUGGAUGCGGAAUAUGUUCGACGCUGAUGGCUAGUCUGAGCUUCUGCCGUUCCACCGGGUUCAGCUUCACGGGUCUCAUGGUUGCUCGUGUUUUCCUCGGAGCUUUCGAGACUGGUUUCAGUCCUGCGAUUCCUCUUUAUUUGUCCUACUUCUAUACCAAACGAGAAAUUGGUCUACGUUUUGCAUACUACCAAAGUUUUCCUGCAGCCUCGGGCGCAUUUGGAGGACUGAUUGCAUUCGGAAUCCAACGUGCUCGCACUACUAUUGCAAGCUGGCGCCUUCUGUUCAUCGUCGAGGCAAGUUAUCAUUUCCACCUAAUGAGCGCUUGUAUUCACGAUCUUUGGCCAGAGAUGACACGGUUCCUCAGCGACACUGAAAGAAAGAUCGCAAUGGAGCGAAGGAAUCGGGCCACCAGCAGUGACGAUGGUUUCGUAAUUAACAAGAGUAUGCAUAUUUUCUAUUCCCUCGCUUCAUGGGUCGGAAUGUUAAGUGGUAUUGACCGCUUAGCGCAUAUUUGGGCUGCUUUGAAGGACUGGAGAGUGUAUAUUGGUGGUGUGGUUUAUUUCGGCUUUAACUGUGCUGUUACGUCGACUUCCGCUUUUCUGCCUACCAUCAUCAAAACUUUCGGAGUUUCGGACGCGGUCGCUCAAUUACUAACGGUCCCACCUUACGCUGCCGCAGUUGUCUUACUGAUCCUUACGUGCUAUGUUUCCGAUCGUACCCAGCAUAGAGGGCUAUUUUUGUCUGCAACAAGUGCACUUGGCGCGAUUGGAUUUCUGAUUCUUCUGAUUGUUCGGAUGGACAACCACGUGCGCUACUUUGCCGUCUUCUGCAUUACUGCAGGGACGUAUACAGCAGUUGGGCUCAUCCUAGCAUGGUACGCUCACAAUCUGGGUUCGGAGACAAAACGCGCGACAGGGAUGCCGAUGAUCAUGACGGCAGGGCAGUGUGGGGCCAUACUCGGAUCGCAUAUAUUCCCUUCUACGGAAGGGCCUGAGUACAUAAAAGGAUUUGCUGUGACUGGUGCACUCGGAAUCGUUUCGGUCUUGGGUACACUCUUUUUAUCCUACUCAUAUUUCUUGGAUAAUCGCCGUCGCAAUCAUUUGCACGGCAUUCCAGAGCCUGAGGAAAGGGUAGAUACGAGCGAGUUAGCUGACAAAGCACCGAUGUUCAGAUACAUGAUAUGAACGGCUAUAAGUGAAUUUGUAUAGGUGGAUAGGCUACAUUCAGUGUAUGC